AUGAGAAUCGAGACCUGCCAUUUCUGCUCUGCGCCAGUAUAUCCCGGCCACGGUAUCAUGUUUGUGCGUAAUGAUGCCAAACAAUUUCAAUUUUGUCGCGCUAAGUGCCACAAGAACUUCAAGCUGAAGCGUAACCCGCGCAAGCUGCGUUGGACCAAGGCUUUCCGCAAGGCUGCUGGCAAGGAAAUGGUUGUGGACAAGACUCUCGAGUUUUCUGCUCGUCGCAACGUUCCUGUUCGUUACAACCGCGAGCUUGUUUCCGAGACACUGCAAGCCAUGUCGCGGAUCGAGGAAAUUCGCCGCAGACGCGAGCGCGCCUUUUACAAGAACAGAAUGGUUCGCAACGCCCAGAUCAGAAAGGAAAACGACAGAAAGCUUGUCGAAGCACACCCGGAAAUGCUGCGCAUCAGAGAAGUCGAGCUCAAGAGAGCAGCCGAGAAGAGAGCCAAGCAGGAUAUCGAUAUGGAGGACGACGAAGUCGAUGUCGACAGCGAAAUGGAUGUCGACUCGGAGGACGAGGAAGUUACUCAAAAGCAAAAGGUUGCUAUCACUCUCAAGAACAAGAAGAAGAAAGCUCUUUCUGCAUAA
Molecule: messenger RNA, 588 nt
Organism: Magnusiomyces paraingens
Lineage: Eukaryota; Fungi; Ascomycota; Dipodascomycetes; Dipodascales; Dipodascaceae
Exons: 2
Coding region: 1-588 (195 amino acids)
Biological process (GO): ribosomal large subunit biogenesis
Cellular component (GO): nucleolus
Source: RefSeq, a predicted model, not a curated record